CUCAAAAAGCAAGCGACAUAAUUGACAUUGGGUAACUUCUGUUUUUUGGUCACCAGAGAACAGAUCCCAUUGUUAUACAACACCAUCGUCCCUGAAGCUGAUGACCAGAGUUAGAAUCCAAUAACAUCUGGAGGGCCACACUACAGUGUAAGAGACAGAAUGUUGUGAAUAUAUUUGUUUUAUCCAUUUGUACUGCACCUUUCAACACCUGUUUACUUUUCUACAUAUAGGUAAGCCUACCUGAGAGCUCUCGACAACAGAGAAAAUGACCCAUAUGAAGUCCCAAGCUUUGAAAGUAAGAGGACGUGCCUUUAAAGAGCAUGAACCAUUCAGACAUUACAGUCCUGGAUCACUUCUUACAGACAGGACUAUCAAACCAAGAGUUACACCUGGCACAGUUGGUGUGGCAACUGGAAAUCAAGAAACAAGCAGGAAAGUUGGGAGCGACCCUAUGGCAUCCUUAGGUGAAGAGAACAAUUCUCUGGAAAAGUUUAAAGCUCUGCAAAAGAAACACCUGCAGCUCAAAGGUAUUCUAAAAGAAAAGGAGUCAUCAAUAUCAAGAUUAACUAAACUAAUAAAAGACCAGGCUACUGAGUAUAGAACAGCAAUAGAAUUUGAAAAAGAACACCAGAAAGAGACUGAAAGACAACUGGAAGAAUCAGAACAUUUAGUCAAGGAGCAGAGCCAGUUGCUCGAUGAAACUGUAGCACAUUACACAAAAAUAAUUCAGGAACAAGAAACACAGCAUGCAGAGCUGGUGCAUGAAAUGAAAAAACAGAGUGAGGCUGAUAUAAGGCGCAGAGAAGAAAAUAUUCUCAAGAUAAAGCAAUAUAUUUCUGGUACCUUCCAAGAAAAAUCCCGGGAACAUCAACAACAGACACAUGAACUCAGGAGAGAAAUAAAUAAAUUCAUGGAGAAAUCACAUAUUCUCAAAACAAAACUUGAAAAAGAACUCAAUGCAAAAAAGAGGGACUGCAAAUCGAAAGAGAUCAGUCCAUAGUCAUGCAAGCAACUUGGGUCAGGUGUGUAUGCUUGUUCCAAGGCUUAUUUCCCAGGAUGGCCACUCCUAGGAGCUAUGAGAGAUGCCAUAUUUGCACUCAACCA
Zootoca vivipara (common lizard) is the source of this 1104-nucleotide messenger RNA. RefSeq lists its product as uncharacterized. The record is from RefSeq and is a predicted model, not a curated record. NCBI's taxonomy places the organism in Eukaryota, Metazoa, Chordata, Lepidosauria, Squamata, Lacertidae.